UUAAUCUUGGCAACCAAAUCCCCGGAUGUUGCUUGAAAAUGGAGGACAACCUUAGGUCGGAUGUUUACAAUUAGUUAUGUGUCGAUAAUGGAUAUUUCGACCUAAUAUUCCACUUAGAGAAUUAAUUUAACCCUGUUUUAGAAAAAGUUUGCUCUAAGAAAUUGUUCCGAGUAUAUAUUGUCAACAGAUUGUGUAGAAAGAGGAUUUUCCCUUUAAUCGUUACCACAACACUGGGAAAAUGGCGCUCGAGAGGGCGAAGGACAAUUUUACUAUUCCACCACUUUCAACAAAGUGUGUGCCAACCCCACUGCAAAGUUGCAGCAAGACACGGGGUUUGCCAGGUCUGCCGCCCCUCCCCCAGGCGGUCAAAGAACCUUCAGAUCUAUACAAGAUUGUGCUACGCAACAGUGAGCACCCACCUAUUAUGAAAGGAACAUCAUGGACAUUGGCAGCUCCAUUCAAAGAACAAAAGUUUCACAGAACUCCUAGUGAAUCUAUAGCCAACAACUAUACCCCCUCUGCUAGUGAUCUCAAAAUGAAAGAUUUGCCAAAGUUACAGAGACAAAAAACUAGAGCUUCAAUAAAUGGUCCUUUGAUGCAAAGUCCAAGACGCCCCACGCGAGGCAAAACAAUUCUAGAGAAACUACCAAAUGGAAAAGCUACAAAUGGCCAUGCUUUUAAUGGACAUGAUACAAACAUAUCACCAGAGUUUGCUGAGGUUGAGGAGAUGCCUCCUAGUCGACCUUUGACCCCUCAUGAACAGAUUGAUAUUAUGAUGGCAAUAGAAAAUGAGGAUGAUAUACAGACAGGACUACCUUCUGAUAGAGAUUUAGAGAGAUACUACUACUAUGUAGAGAGAGGUAUUAGCAAAUCAAUGAUCGCUGUGCCGGACCCCAGUAUUAUGAAGAAUGUGUGUGGUAUGGUUCCCAGCAGUUUGUUGACUAACCAUGAACUAGACCCAAUGAUUCAGGAUCUAUCUGAGGAAAUAAACCAUGAUUAUGAAUACAGUAUCAGAAAAUCUAUAGUGGACUAUAUCCUGAAAGAUAAUGAAGAGAAGGCAAGAUUACACAUUGCAACUACACCAAAGUCAUUCCCACAAAGAAUUAUCAGAGCUCCAGUACCCUGGCAUGACACAUUUCUUGCAAUGAAAGAGUACAACAAAACCCACCUAUUUAUAACCAACCCAAUUAUGCAGAAAAUACAAGACAUAUGGUUUGAUGAAUUCAACAGCUUGAGAUUUAUCAACCUGAAGGAGCUAGAACGUGCUGAUCUACCACUGUUGCCAUCUGAGUUUGAAUCUUUGAUCAGGAAACAAUGCUGGGAGGCCCAUGAGGUCCUCAGAAAAAGCUGGAUACCAUGUUGUGCCAAGGUAUUUGUAGAUAAUGCUGACCAUUGGCAGUACUUGGUCGGACCCAAUGACUCGGACAGCACAGAACUUGUACAGGAGUUCUUCUCUGCAGUAGCUGCAGUAAUGUCUGGUCAACUGAGGGGCAUGGUGAUCAACUCACUACAUGACUUUCUACACUUCUUCCAAACACACAAGGAUGGUAAUGACUAUGGUGAAGAUUUUGAUGAUCUGAGAUAUGUGAUGGCACAGGUGAUGAUUAUCAAGUUGAGGGUAGAGGAACCAAAGAUAGUGUUUGAUCCUCCAUUCAGGGAGAUCAGGGAUAUUAUUCUUAGAUGUUUCUCUGAAAUCAUUGCAUCAGGAGAAGGUCUCAUGAGGGUUGAAUGUCAACUAUUCCCAGACAUGAGAGGACAAAAACUGUUGUUGCGGUCUGUGAAAAUAGAUGAGUCACUGGUCACAGACUAUGUCGACAAAUCCAUGGAAAUAUUCAAGCUGAACACUGUUGGUCCGCAAAAGUAUUUGACAACAUACAAGAAGUACCUGGAGUUAUUAAACAACAAGGCUGAACAAGAUGUAACAGCUUUCCUUAGAGAGUCACACUCUAUUGCAGCCUUCAAAUCAAAAAUCAACAGUUUCCAGGAUUUGAAGAACGAGAUAUCACUAUUACGUAUUACUGUACCACUCAGUAUGUUCUGUCUAGACUGUGUCGCUCUCAAUCAGGACCUCGCAACACGUGCUGAAAAACUCAAACAAAGACUUAUCAUGUUUGAGAUUGAUGAAAAUAGGGAACUCAACAAAAACAUCUGUAAACGGUAUGAUGAGAUGACAAAUAGAGUAAGUGAAGUACCAGACAACACAAUAAGCCUUGUAGAAACACAGGAGUAUCUUAAACAGUCACAAGACGUAACAGUUUACAAACUAAAAGAUGAGAUAGAAGAUGCGGCUAACAGGCUUAUGUUUCUGUUAGAUUAUGCUGUUGUCCCUCAAGAAUCGCCAGCUAGAUCAUCAUACAUGCCGAAAAUACCCAGUUCAUCAGAUGAGGACAUUAAGUUGAACAGUCAGGUGUUCCAUUGGCCGGAACAGAUCAAGGCAGUGUUUGAACUCAGUCAGAACAGGAUUAUGACUAAACGUGAACACAUUGAGGAAGAGCUCCGCAGCAGGACUCGCGCUUACGAGGACAGACUUAAUGAUAUGAUGAAAGAUGUUGAAUCUUUCAAGAAGAAGGAGUUCAUGGGUCAAGAUGAGAUGAAGUCUAAUGUAGAACAGUUGGCCAGACUCCAGGCUGGUCUUGAACAAGCUCGUGAUGACCUCGAGGGUAUCAAUGAGGAGGAACGCCUCCUUGAAUGGGAACAGAGUUUCUUCCCACAACUCAACACAAUGUUCACAUUGAAAGAACCCUAUGAUAAACUAUGGAACACCGCCUGGACCUUCCAUCAGAAACAUGAGAACUGGAUGAAUGGUCCGUUCACAAGUUUGAACGCGGAGGAGAUAGAGAAUGAGGUUGGUGACAUGUGGAGAACAAUGUACAAGUUGACGAAGACGUUCGGAGAUCAACCAGGACCGCGUCGUAUUGCAGAUAGUGUGAAGGGUAAAAUAGACAAGUUCAAGCAACACUUGCCUAUACUUCACACCAUUUGUAACCCCGGUAUCAGAGAUCGUCAUUGGGAUGCGAUGAGCAACAUUGUAGGCUUUGACCUGAAACCCCAACCUGAGACGUCCCUGCAUAACAUGCUGGAAUAUGGUCUUAACAAACACCUUCAGAGUAAGCAAGCUAUGGAUAUAUUCAUGAAGAGGCUUGAAGAGAUUGGCGCUGCAGCAGCUAAGGAAUACUCCCUGGAGAAGGCUCUAGAGAAGAUGAAGAUAGAAUGGAAAGACAUGUGUUUUGAGUUGAUACCAUAUAGAGAAACUGGUGUGAGUAUUUUGUCUAGUGUUGAUGAGAUACAGAUGUUAUUAGAUGAUCACAUUGUGAAAGCCCAGACUAUGAGAGGAUCUCCGUUCAUCAAACCAUUCGAACAGGAAAUGAAGGAAUGGGAGGAGAAACUCAUCUCUAUGCAAGACAUCAUGGACGAGUGGUUGAAGUGCCAAGCCACAUGGUUGUAUUUGGAGCCAAUCUUCAGUUCGGAGGAUAUCAUGGCACAGAUGCCUGAGGAAGGCCGCAAGUUUGGUAUUGUAGACAGUAUCUGGCGUGAUCUUAUGACAGAGGCCAUCAAAGAUAACCAUUGUUUGGCUGCCACUGACCAGAAUAACAUGUUGGGAAGAUUGAGGGAAGCUAAUGUCUUGCUGGAAGAAAUCCAGAAAGGUCUCAAUGCAUACCUGGAGAAGAAACGUCUAUACUUUCCGAGAUUUUUCUUCUUGUCUAACGAUGAGCUAUUGGAGAUAUUGUCUGAGACCAAGGAUCCACUACGUGUACAGCCUCACUUGAAGAAAUGUUUUGAAGGUAUAAGUCGCCUAGAAUUCUCUGACCAGCAAGAAAUCUUGGGAAUGGUGUCAGCUGACAAGGAAACUGUACCGUUCAAUACAAAAAUCUUUCCUGCUAAAGCAAAGGGUAUGGUAGAGAAAUGGUUGUUACAAGUAGAGGAUGUAAUGAUCAGCAGUUUACGUAAAGUUGUCAUUGACUCAAAGAAUGUAUAUCCUACCACACCCCGUAACAACUGGGUGUUACAGUGGCCAGGACAAGUUGUGCUGUGCGUGAGCUCUAUGUUUUGGACUACAGAAGUUGUAGAAGCCAUGGAGAAGGAGGGAGGCAAUGGUUUAGCUGACUACUUGUUGGUGUUGAACAAACAGAUUGAUCAGAUAGUAGAACUUGUACGUGGCAAACUAGAGAGUGGUCACAGGACAACACUAGGUGCUCUCACUGUACUUGAUGUACAUGCUCGUGACACAGUUGCUGAUCUUGUAAAGAAAAAGGUAAAUAGCCCACUAGAGUUUGAGUGGCUGGCACAGUUACGAUAUUACUGGGAAGAUGAUGUUAUUGUGCGUAUGAUCACCACUGAUAUUGGUUAUGGGUACGAGUAUCUGGGUAACACUCCCAGGCUGGUCAUCACACCUCUAACUGACAGAUGUUACAGAACAUUAAUGGGCGCAUUGAAGUUGAACCUGGGAGGUGCACCAGAAGGUCCAGCUGGUACUGGCAAGACGGAAACCUGCAAGGAUCUUGCCAAGGCUGUCGCUAAACAAUGUGUGGUCUUUAACUGCUCAGAUGGUCUUGAUUACAAAGCUAUGGGGAAAUUCUUCAAGGGUUUGGCACAGGCUGGUGCUUGGGCUUGCUUUGAUGAGUUCAACAGAAUUGAGUUGGAAGUGUUGUCAGUGGUGGCCCAGCAGAUUGCCAGUAUCCAGCGAGCUGUUGCUGCUCACCUCAAGAGAUUUGUAUUUGAAGGAACCGAAUUGGCUCUGAACCCUACAUGUACAAUGUUCAUAACAAUGAACCCAGGUUAUGCUGGUAGACAGGAACUUCCCGACAAUCUUAAGGUGUUAUUUAGAACUGUAGCUAUGAUGGUGCCAGAUUAUGCUAUGAUUGGUGAAAUCAGCUUGUAUUCCAUGGGAUUUGUUGAUGCCAGAAGUUUGGCUGGUAAAAUUGUAGCGACAUAUCGUCUAUGCUCAGAACAGUUGUCAUCUCAGCACCAUUAUGAUUACGGUAUGAGGGCUGUAAAAUCUGUGCUCACUGCUGCCGGAAAUCUCAAACUAAAAUACCAACAGGAAGACGAGGCAGUUCUACUGCUGAAAGCUAUCAUGGACGUCAAUCUUCCCAAGUUUUUGGCUCAGGACGUGCCCUUGUUUGAGGGUAUCAUCUCAGAUUUGUUCCCUGGAGUAGAAAGUCCGAAACCUGACUAUGGAGUAUUCCUGGAAGCUCUAAAAGACAACAUUGCUAAGAGGGAACUACAACCAGUGCCAUGGUUCAUAGACAAAAUCAUUCAGGUUUAUGAGAUGAUCCUUGUACGUCACGGUCUUAUGGUUGUUGGAGAACCUCUUGGUGGGAAGACACAGGCGUGGCAGGUCCUGGCUGAUGGUUUAUCAGACCUGUGUGUGUCUGGACUGUACCCAGAAUUUAAAACCAUAUACAGAAUUAUCAACCCUAAAUCUAUCACAAUGGGUCAGUUGUAUGGUUGCUUUGACCCAGUCUCUCAUGAAUGGACUGAUGGUGUGUUAGCAAACACUUUCCGAGAGUACGCUAGUAACCCAAAUGAGGACAGGAAGUGGAUUUUGUUUGAUGGUCCAGUAGAUGCUGUGUGGAUUGAGAACAUGAACACAGUACUAGAUGACAACAAAAAGCUGUGUUUGAUGAGUGGUGAGAUCAUUCAGAUGUCCAACCAGAUGAAUCUGAUAUUUGAGCCGGCAGAUCUAGAGCAGGCUUCACCUGCCACAGUAAGCAGAUGUGGUAUGAUCUACCUAGAACCUCACCAGAUGGGCUGGAAACCCUCAAAGGAAACAUUUAUGCAACAUAGAUUACCCAAGGGUUUGUCAGAAGAACAACUAGGUCUAGUGAAUGAUUUGUUUGAGUGGCUGAUAGAUCCUUGUCUGUAUUUUAUACGUAAGAACUGUAAAUCUUUCCUUGUAACAUCAGAGAUGCAUCUUGUACAGUCUUUAAUGAAUCUGUACCUGUGUCAGAUGGAUGAAAUCAGGGCUACUCUAGAGUUACAGGGCAAGGAGACUGAUGAUGGUGCACCUCAGGCUAAUGUCCUCUCAGCUCAACAGGUAACACUACAUCUGCAAGGAAUGUUUUUAUUCUCUCUAAUCUGGUCCCUUGGUGCAGCUCUACAAGGAGAUAGCAGGAAGAAGUUUGACGGUUUCUUCAGAAACAUUAUAAAUGGCACAGAUGCUGACUGUCCUAAACCAAAGAGUAUCAAAAUAACAAAGAGUAACACAAUCCCAGAAAGGAACACAAUUUAUGACUUCUGUUUUGAAAAGAAGGGACCAGGUCAGUGGAUUGACUGGAUGGAUACAUUAGAUAAAGGGCAAUCUACAGUGGCUGCUGAUGCUAAAGUGAGUGACCUGAUUAUUCAAACCAAUGAGACAGCAAGACAGACAUUCUUCCUCAAUACAUUUAUAUCACAUGAGAGACCCCUCCUGUUUGUUGGUCCAACUGGUACCGGAAAAUCUGCCAUAACCAACAGUUAUCUAUUGUCAUUGCCGAAAGAUGCCUAUGUACCAAACUUGUUGAACUUCUCUGCAAGAACAUCCGCCAACCAGACACAGGAUAUUAUCAUGUCCAAAUUGGAUCGUAGACGUAAAGGUGUGUUUGGACCUCCGAUGGGGAAGAAAUCUGUCGUAUUUGUUGAUGAUCUCAACAUGCCACAGAAGGAGAAGUACGGAGCACAACCACCUAUAGAGUUACUCCGACAGUGGCAGGAUCACGGCCAUUGGUACGAUAGAAAGGACACAUCUAAGCUGUUCCUUGUUGAUGUGUUGUUGGUAGCUGCUAUGGGUCCACCAGGUGGCGGCAGGAACGAUAUAACAGGACGUUUUUCACGUCACAUGAAUGUGAUAGCUAUAGAUGAAUUUGAUGACACAACCAUGACCAGGAUCUUUACCUCCAUCACAGACUGGCACUUUGGUAAAGGAUUUGAGGGGGCAUUUGUUCGUAAUGGAAAGUUACUGGUGCAAGCCACUAUGGGUGUGUACAAAGAAGCCAUUGAAAAUUUCCUACCAACACCAACAAAAAGUCAUUAUGUGUUUAACUUGCGUGACUUUGCUCGUGUAAUUCGUGGUGUAUUGCUAGUGCCAGCCACGUGUAUGACAGAAACAGAAAAAUUACAUAGACUUUGGGUACAUGAAGUAUACAGAGUGUUCUAUGACCGUCUUACUGAUCAUGAAGACAGAGAAAAGUUUUUCUCCAUAGUAAAGAAUCAGUGCCAGGACCAUUUUAAAGUUAAUAUAGAUAAAGUACUGGGACAUUUGUCUCGAAGUGGUACUGUAGUAGAUGACAAUGUACGUAGUUUGUUCUUUGGUGAUUACAUGGCCGGAGAAGUAAAGGCAUAUGAUGAAGUUACAGAUUUCAAGGUUCUCACUGAAACUAUGGAAAAUUUCCUUGAUGAGUAUAAUAUGAUCAGUAAAGCCCCAAUGCAUCUGGUUAUGUUUAAGUUUGCUAUUGAGCAUAUUUCCCGUGUAUGUCGUGUAUUACUACAAGACAAUGGUCACGCACUUCUUGUUGGUAUUGGUGGCAGUGGUCGACAGAGUGCAGCUAAACUUGCAGCUUUCAUGGCUGAUUUUGACUUAUUUGUUAUUGAGAUUACAAGAAAUUAUACUGCAGCAGAAUGGAGGGAAGAUAUUAAAAAGCUUUUCUUAAAGACAGGCAGUGAAGGUAAACCCACAGUUUUCCUGUUCACUGACACCCAGAUUAAAGAUGAGUCAUUCAUGGAGGACAUUAGUAUGAUCUUAAAUACUGGAGAUGUACCUAACUUGUUUGCCCAGGAUGAAAAAGCUGAACUUACUGAGAAAAUGCAGGCUGUUGCUAGACAAGAGGGUAAGAAGAUGGAAGCUACCCCCCUGGCAAUGUAUAACUUCUUCAUAGAUCGUGUAAGACAGAACCUCCAUGUUGUUUUAGCUAUGAGCCCUAUUGGAGAUGCAUUUAGAAACAGAUUAAGAAUGUUUCCUUCACUAAUUAAUUGCUGUACCAUAGAUUGGUUCCAGACAUGGCCAUCAGAUGCUUUAGAAAUGGUUGCCAACAAAUUUCUUGAGGAUGUUGAACUUGAAGAUAAUAUAAGACUUGGAGUUGUCAGCAUGUGUAAAGUUUUCCAUGAGAGUGUCUUUUCGCUUUCUGAAAAGUUCUUUGAUUUACUCCGUCGUCACAACUAUGUUACCCCAACAUCUUAUUUAGAAUUGAUUCUAACAUUUAAAAAGCUGCUUGGUAUAAAACGUGAUGCAAUUAUGUUACUGAGGAACAGAUAUUUGACCGGUCUCGAGAAACUUGAGUUUGCAGCCUCGCAGGUAUCUGUGAUGCAGCAAGAGUUAAGGGACUUGCAGCCUGAAUUGAUUAAAACAUCAGCAGAAACUGAGAAACUUAUGAUCAAGAUAGAACAGGAUACUGUAGAAGUGGAAGCUAAAAAAGAGGUUGUAGCAGCAGAUGAAGCUAUAGCUAAUGAGGCUGCAGCAGCUGCUCAGGCCAUCAAAGACGAGUGUGAGAGUGACCUUGCCGAGGCCAUCCCUGCCCUCGAGGCUGCCAUUCAGGCUUUGAAUACUCUCAAACCUGCUGAUAUCACUCUAGUCAAGUCCAUGAAGAAUCCUCCACCAGUGGUAAAACUUGUGAUGGAGUCUAUAUGUGUAAUGUUUGCAUUUAAACCAGAGAGGAAACCUGACCCCUCUGGUUCUGGUAAAAUGGUUGAAGACUAUUGGGGGCCAUCUCAAAAGUUCCUUGGAGACAUGAAGUUCCUUGAUAAAUUGAAAGCCUAUGAUAAAGAUAAUAUUGCACCAGCUGUAAUUAAGAAAAUCCGUGACAGAUAUAUUCCAAACCCUGAGUUUGAUCCAGUUGUUAUCAAGAAUGCCUCUACUGCCUGUGAGGGUCUGUGUAGAUGGGUAAAAGCCAUGGAUAUCUAUGACAAGGUGGCUAAAGUUGUUGCACCAAAGAAGAUCAAGUUGGCAGGUGCCGAGUCUGAGCUUGCAGUUCAGAUGGACAAACUGAAUGAGAAACGUGCACAGCUGAAGGAGGUUGCAGACAAAUUGCAAGCAUUGAAUGACGAGUUUGAAACAAUGACAAAGAAGAAGAAAGAACUAGAGGACAACAUUGAUCUGUGCUCAAAGAAACUUGACAGAGCUGAAAAACUGAUUGGUGGAUUAGGUGGAGAGAAAGACAGAUGGACAGAGGCAGCAAAGACCCUGGGAGAACAGUAUACAAAUAUCACUGGUGAUGUGUUACUCUCAUCUGGUGUUGUAGCCUACCUUGGAGCAUUUACUGUCGAUUUCAGAAAUGAUGUUACUGCUGAUUGGUUGGGAGAGUGUAAGAAGAAAGAAAUUCCAUGCUCUAAAGUAUUCUCACUGAAUCAAACUCUUGGUGACCCAGUCAAAAUUCGUGCCUGGAACAUAGCAGGUUUACCAGUAGAUAAUUUCAGUAUAGACAAUGGUAUAGUUGUAUACAACUCUCGUAGAUGGCCACUUAUGAUAGAUCCUCAAGGACAAGCCAAUAAAUGGGUCAAAAAUCUGGAGCGUCAAAACAAACUUGGUGUAUUGAAACUUUCUGAUGCAAAUUAUCUAAGAUCUUUAGAAAAUGCUAUCCAGUUUGGUUCCCCAGUUCUGAUAGAAAAUGUAGCAGAGGAGCUUGACCCAAUCCUGGAACCAGUCUUGCAGAAAUUAACAUUCAGACAACAAGGUGUGGACUAUAUCAAACUUGGUGAUAAUGUUAUUGAAUACUCACCAGAUUUCAGGCUAUACAUAACAACAAGAUUGAGGAACCCUCAUUAUCUACCUGAAGUUGCUGUUAAGGUGUGUCUGGUAAACUUCAUGAUUACACCACAAGGUCUGGAGGAUCAGUUGUUGGGUAUUGUGGCUGCCAAGGAGAAGCCAGAGCUUGAAGAGAAGAAAAAUGAGUUGAUCCUCGAGAGUGCUGCUAACCAGAAACAACUGAAGGAAAUUGAAGAUAAAAUUCUCGAAGUUUUGUCUUCAUCACAGGGUAAUAUUCUAGAAGAUGAGACGGCCAUCAAGAUUCUGUCAUCUUCAAAGGUUCUGUCUCAGGAGAUUGCAGCUAAACAGGAAAGCGAGCAGACGGAGCAGAUGAUUGACGAGACAAGAAACGGUUACAAGCCCGUCGCUGUACACUCGUCCAUUCUAUUCUUCUGUAUCUCAGAUCUUGCUAACAUUGAACCUAUGUACCAGUACUCCCUUACCUGGUUUAUAAACCUUUACCUGCAGUCAAUCAUGAACAGCCAGCCUUCUGAUGAAUUAGAAGAGAGAAUAUUCAACUUGAAUGAUCAUUUUACCAACAGUAUAUACAGGAAUGUGUGCCGAUCUUUGUUUGAGAAAGAUAAACUUCUCUUCUCCUUCAUUCUCUGUGUGAACAUCUUGAAGGGACAAUUUAACCCUGCAGCAGGAAGAGUAGAUGAAGAUGUCUGGAGAUUUUUACUGACAGGAGGCGUGGCUUUAGAUAAUCCCCACCCUAAUCCUGCCCCUGAAUGGUUCAGUGACAAGUCUUGGGGUGAAACUGUGAGAGCAUCAAAUUUACCAGCACUCAAAGGAUUCUAUAAUCAUGUCAGUGACAAUAUUAAAGAAUGGAAGAAAAUGUAUGACUCCCCCACACCACAUACAGAAAAAUACCCUAGCCCAUUUGAUGUUCUACAAGGCAUGGACAAGAUGGUCAUACUUCGUUGUUUCCGACCAGACAAGAUGGUACCAGCUGUACAGGACUUUAUCAUCAACAAUCUAGGUCAGACCUACAUAGAACCACCAACAUUUGAUCUAGCUGGAUCAUUCGUAGACUCAAAUUGCUGUGCUCCACUGAUCUUUGUGCUCUCUCCAGGUGCAGAUCCCAUGGCUGCUCUGUUGAAGUUUGCUGAAGACAGGGGUUUCAGUCAAGCAAAGGGAGAAGUUCAGACAAUUUCUCUUGGACAGGGACAGGGACCUAUAGCAGCUAAGAUGAUAGAGAAGGCUAUCAAGGAUGGUACAUGGGUUGUACUACAGAACUGUCACUUGGCAACCAGCUGGAUGCCGAAACUUGAGAAAAUCUGUGAGGAGGUUAUACGGCCUGAAGAGACCAAUGAGAAGUUCAGGCUCUGGCUUACCAGUUACCCGUCUGACCAGUUCCCGGUCUCUAUCCUGCAGAACGGUGUGAAAAUGACCAAUGAACCACCUAAGGGACUGAAAUCCAACCUGCUGAGAUCUUUCCUCAAUGACCCCAUCUCUGAUCCUAACUUCUUUAAUGGGUGUAACAAGCCUCAUCGUUUCCACAAGAUGUUGAUGGGACUGUGUUUCUUCCAUGGUAUGGUGCAGGAAAGACGUAAAUUUGGACCACUUGGAUGGAAUAUCCCAUAUGAGUUUAAUGAGUCAGAUCUUAGAAUCAGUCUCAGGCAGAUGCUUAUGUUCCUGAAUGAUUAUGAAGAGCUCCCGUUACCUGCGUUAGUGUAUCUGACAGGAGAGUGUAAUUAUGGAGGUCGUGUAACAGACGACAAGGACAGACGUCUGCUUGUCUCAUUACUGAGUAUCUUCUUCCGUAGAGAUAUUGUUGAUGAUGAUAACUACAGGUUCUCAGAGAGUGGACUAUACUAUGCACCACCAGAAUCAGCAUACCAGUCAUAUAUAGAUUAUCUGAGAUCUCUACCACUUAAUCCAAGUCCAGAGGUGUUUGGUCUCCAUGACAAUGCUGAUAUUACCAAAGACAACCAAGAAACACACAUUCUGUUUGAAAGUAUUCUUUUGACAUUACCAAGACAGUCAGGCAAGGGAGGUAAAUCUGCUGGAGAUGUCAUACAAGAUUUAUCUGCUGAUAUUCUUGGAAAGAUGCCCCCAGACUAUGAUCUUGAAAUGGUUAUCAAGAAGUACCCAGUUGUCUACGAUGAGUCCAUGAACACUGUACUUAGACAGGAGCUGAUCCGAUUUAACCGCCUCAUAUCGGUGGUGCGAGCUUCACUUGUGAACUUACAGAAGGCCAUUAAAGGUCUGGUGGUGAUGUCAGCUGAACUAGAGGAAGUGUUCACCAGCAUGAUGAACGGAAAAGUUCCUGCUGUAUGGGCAGCCAAGUCUUACCCCUCCUUGAAACCACUUGGUAGUUAUGUAACAGACUUGUUAGCUAGGUUGAAGUUUUUCAAAGAUUGGAUAGAGCAUGGUGCUCCAGACACAUUCUGGUUGUCAGGAUUCUAUUUCACACAGUCUUUCCUUACUGGUGUGGCUCAGAAUUAUGCCAGAAAAUACACAAUUCCCAUAGACACAGUUGGCUUUGAGUUUGAGAUGAAGGGAGACGACAGAGAAGGAAUGACAAAACCAGAAGAUGGUGCUCUCAUUUAUGGUCUCUUUUUAGAAGGUACUCGUUGGGAUAGAGAAAAACAAUUUUUGGGUGAGUCACUCCCAAAGAUUUUGUUUGAUCCUAUGCCACUUAUGUUAUUCAAGCCCAAUGAGAUGUCCAAAUUUGCCCAGAAGCCAAUUUACAAAUGCCCAGUCUACAAGACGACAGCUCGACGAGGUGUACUGUCCACAACUGGUCAUUCUACAAACUUUGUGCUGUAUAUUGAGAUUCCGUCUGACAAGCCCCAAUCUCAUUGGAUAAACAGAGGAGUAGCUGCUCUAUGUCAGCUGGAUGAUUAAACUGACUUUAAAGCUUCUGGAAGAUAUUGAACACUUACUAUCAACUUUCUGUUGAAAGAAAUAUUUAUUAAAGACUUUUUAACUAAUGUUUGAAUGAAACUUGUAUAAUAUAUGCAUUGCAUUUUUUUCUCUAAAAGAUUUUUGCGGAAAAUUUCAGUACUGAUUAACAUUCCUGAAUAAAUUUCUGAUAUGACUUUGUAAAUGCA
Molecule: messenger RNA, 12771 nt
Organism: Ruditapes philippinarum (Manila clam)
Lineage: Eukaryota; Metazoa; Mollusca; Bivalvia; Venerida; Veneridae
Product: dynein axonemal heavy chain 3-like
Biological process (GO): microtubule-based movement
Cellular component (GO): dynein complex
Molecular function (GO): minus-end-directed microtubule motor activity; dynein intermediate chain binding; ATP binding
Source: RefSeq, a predicted model, not a curated record